AUGCAUGUCAUGCAAGAAAAGCUCCGACAAGAGAGAGAAAUGCAGCCUGUAUGUAGAAAGUGUAGAACGAAACAUUUUGUUAUCCCCGAGGAAGGAGUAUCAUGUUGCCCAUUAGAUGAUAUACGUUUCAUAAAGAGGUUUUAUACGAAAAAAAUGAAUUUCCCAAGCGCGAACUUGGUGCUCGGAGACGACGUUCUGGAGUUUCAUGUAGAUCCCGAAUUAUUUUUUUUUGAAAAGACAUUUUCUCUCAAUGUUUUUGAGAAAAUACCUUUUCCAAUGAUUUGUAAGUUGGUGGAAAGCGAAGAUGUUUCUGAUCUCUACGAGCGUUUAUUAGCUCUUUCUAUUAUUAAAGUGAACUCCAUGACAAAUUUGAUCUCAUUAUCUAUUAUUUUGGAUUACCUAAAACUAUUUCUUUCAUAUCCUAGGCCAGUUCAGAGUCAAAUGCUUGGCUUGCGUAAUAAAUUAGUAUUAGACAAUUUGAAAAAAGAUGGCACAAAAUCGAAAGGAACUCAGUUCUUAGAACUUUUUUUGACAUUAAUGAACCGAUAUUGGGUUCACAACAAAGAAUUGGAUGAGACUAUCGGUCUUUUUGAUUGGACUGGUUUAUUCGAGUUUAAGAAGAAUACUGCGAAGCCAUAUUUCAAAAUCAAAGGAAAGAAGUUGCAAAUUCCGUUCCCAUUCGAAGAUGAUUCUAAUAUGGAAUAUAUUCAUCCAUACAAGCGAAACUUGUUACCCGAUAACAAUGAUAGAGGGAUGAUUAUGAAUACAGAGAGUGGUUUGUGUUGGAUAGAUGCAAAUUGGGUGUCUCAUCCAGUUCCGGAGGAACUUUAUUGCAAAGUUAUCAAUGGUGAGAUGACUCCAACUGAUGCUGAGCCAAAUGGAGGUGGCCAUUCAAAGUCAACGGUCACUCCAAAAAAUGUGUCUAAGGAACCAACACAUAAAUCAAAAGCUCAAGCUCCAUGCGUGAAUAGUCCAAGUACUGAUGCUACUCCAACCGCUGCUGCUACAGCUGCCGCUAAUGCUGCUGCUUUCUCUGCUGGGCUGCUGACUGAGCGCCAAACAGAUCAGUUGGUCAGGGCUAUGUAUAUAACUCAUUGCAUACGUAGAGCCACUGAGGUAGAACAACAGGGUUCUUUCACCCCGAUUUCAAGUAAUUUCAUUAUUCCAAAAGACGAACCAGUAACUCAUACUCACUCUACUCAUUAUUUGCCGGCUCCACCUAGUAUGACCUCUCGACCACCACCACCACCAAUUCAUGUGAUGCCUUCACACGGUGCAGAUGAAGAUCUUAAUACACAGUUUAGUUCUGAAGACUCGCGUGGAAAUCAGCUCGCCGAAGCUUUCGAUCAAUUCCAAAGUCGAAUAGUAAAUGCUGAAAUAGAACGAGCGAACAACGUCUUGCCACCAGAAAAUCAAUCCGAGGACAAUCCGUUCGGUAACACGGUUUAUAUACCGUUCCCUAUGCCACCCCUGCUUAAAUAUAGCAAAGGACCUGACGACGAUUACUACAGCGUUAGUGAUAACGAGGAGAAAAAAUUGGAAUAUUUGGACUUCAUUGAAAGAAACUAUGGAGAAAGUGCUCGCAAUGCGGUCGCUAAUCAAUUAUUGCCGAACACUAGUGAAUAUCAAGCAUGUGAUGCAUUUGUAGACGGAAUUGAAAACGAAAGUGCAGUCAGGGAAGAGAACCAAGAAACUGAAAAACCUGUGUCGAUUGCUUCGCAACUAGAAGGUAGCCUCAAAAAACUUUCGAUCCACCACAACCCAGCUGAUGAAGAUCUGUCUAGCCCCAAAUCGAAGAAAGUCAGACAUAAUGUUUCUGCCGAAACUUCGAGCAGUAGUAAUGGCCAGCAAGAUAUUGAUCGCAAGAUGAGGGAAGCAAUGAACGCCGAAGCUCUAGACAUGGAAAGUUUGAUCGCUGAAACUCUAGCUAAAAAGCUAACGUCAGUGUUUAUCAGUCAUGGAGUUCCGUGUCAGUUGCCCGUUCCAUUAAACGAUCUAAAAACUGCAUCGAAACAAGGUUCCGCUCAACCAGUUCCAUCAGCUGCUAAGCCAAAACCUCCUCCUGUUCAUAGAAUGCCUGUCAUGAAAGGAACGUCUUAUAUGGGUGCUUCCACUGCGCUAACGCAAACUUCUGCUGAAUGGUCAACAUUAAACCGUCUGACAACGAUUGGCGGCAAAGAGUUGAUGGGUGUGAAUCCUUAUCCUCCGAAGCCUUUAAGAAACAAUAGAAACACCUCACCGUCUAAAUACGCUGAAGCAAGAAGAGCUAGAGAAGCUAGAAAGGCUCAAAUUCAAGCUCAAAAUCAAACUCAAGCUCAAGCCCAAGCUCAAGCCCAAACUCAAGCUCAAACUCAAAUACAAGCACCAAAAAAACCAGUUCCACGUACUGAUUCGCGGAAGCCUGUCAAUGUUAAAAUUAUCAAGAAACUUCGUUGGAGCCGAACUCAAAUUGCUAAUGCUCUAAUUAAACGAACUCCACAACAGUUCACAGAACUGAAACGUUAUUUCGCUACAAGCGCAGAUGAUUCCGUUUGGGCCAUAGAGACUGGAGUUUUUGAACUCAGAAACUUGAUUGACGAAGAAAGCUUGGUCAAGGAAACUUAUGCCGAAUGGAGAAAAAGAAAUGAAGAUUUGAUCGCCCGUUUCAAGCACAAUGCACUUUAUUUGUUGGAUCACUUGGAUUUUGAUUUAGAUUUGAAGCCUGAAGGAUCUCAAUGA
Molecule: messenger RNA, 2718 nt
Organism: Auanema sp. JU1783
Lineage: Eukaryota; Metazoa; Nematoda; Chromadorea; Rhabditida; Rhabditidae
Source: the annotation of a GenBank genome assembly